Molecule: messenger RNA, 1288 nt
Organism: Culex pipiens pallens (northern house mosquito)
Lineage: Eukaryota; Metazoa; Arthropoda; Insecta; Diptera; Culicidae
Gene: Amacr
Product: alpha-methylacyl-CoA racemase
Exons: 2
Coding region: 87-1229 (380 amino acids)
Biological process (GO): bile acid metabolic process
Cellular component (GO): mitochondrion
Molecular function (GO): alpha-methylacyl-CoA racemase activity
Source: RefSeq, a predicted model, not a curated record
CGGGCCGACCUUUUAAAUUUAUUCAAAGAAUUGCUGCUUUUCAUUGAGCUGGAGUCCACGAACUCGUAUGUUUCUCAAAUACCACGAUGGCACUGAAAGGUUUAAAGGUUCUGGAGUUUGCGGGGCUAGCUCCCGGUCCGUUCUGCGGUAUGCUACUGGCGGACUUUGGAGCCUGUGUUACUCGGAUUGAUAAGACCCCUUACAACAGCAUAGAUGUACUGCAAGGCGGCAAGCGGACACUGGCGCUGGACUUGAAGAAGCCCAAGGCGAUUGAGAUUGUGCGCUCUUUGUGUCGAAAGUCCGACGUUCUCAUUGAACCGUUUCGUCCUGGGGUUAUGGAAAAGCUGGGACUGGGGCCGAGUGAGCUUAUGAGGGAAAAUCCGCGGUUGAUCUAUGCACGGCUAACGGGGUUUGGCCAGAAUGGGGCACAUGCGGCUCGCGCUGGUCACGACAUCAACUAUGUGGCCCUUUCCGGGAUUCUUUCGCUGCUGGGACGUAAGGGUGAGCGACCAACGGCGCCGAUCAAUCUGGCCGCGGACUUUGCCGGUGGUGGAUUGCUGUGUGCUUUUGGGAUUCUGGCUGCAGUGCUGGAACGACACAACUCGGGCAAAGGACAAGUGGUGGACCAUGCCAUGGUGGAGGGAGCGGCUUACGUUGGAAGUUGGCUGAUUCGAUCGCAAAAGUUGCCCAUUUGGGGAAGACCUCGAGGGGAGAACAUGUUGGACACGGGCGUCCACUUUUACGACACGUUCCAAACCAAGGAUGGAAAGUUCAUGUCCGUGGGAGCGAUUGAACCACAAUUUUACAAGGAACUGCUGGAGGGGUUGGAUUUACAGAUGGAACUGCCACAGUAUGAAGAUGUCGAAAAGAGCAAACACUUGUUUGAGGUAAUCUUCCUAACCAAAACGCGCGCUGAGUGGACCAAGAUCUUCCAGGAUCGUGAUGCUUGUGUAUUUCCCGUGCUCGAAAUGGACGAAGCCUGUGAGUAUCCUCACAACCGCGAACGAGAGGUCUUUCUGGAUAAAGGAAAGACUAAUGACGAGCUGGUGCCUACACCGGCUCCCAAACUGAGCAGAACUCCAGCUCAGUCCGGUGCGUUGGCGCCUGAGAAAGAUGAGCUUCAGAUGGUGGAAGAAAUCUUGAACGAAGUCGGUGUAGGUUCCGAGGAUAUUUUUAAAUUAUACGAAGAUGGUUCUCUUUUGUUAGCCAAUCCCAAGCCAAAAUUGUGAUACUCAGAAUAAUGUUAUUCAAAUAAACAUGGUUGUUUUUAAACGGUAUAAGGAACGAA